CUCCGCUGGUGCCUUUCACACGACCCGCCACUGGGUUAUGAAAGCAUCACCUAAAACAUUAGUGCAACAUCAACGUAACAACAAGUCCAAUUGCUUCGGUGCUGCUUCCAGGCUGCGGGACCCUCUCUCAACGUGAUUGGCCCACAGAUAUUUUCUCUGGCGCGAUCCAAACUCACCCGCAGGUGUUUGAGCGGUUUCGCUCUCGCAAUGCCCUGGCUUUGUUUAUGUAGUUCUCCAGGAAGCAAGUGGUGUCUAAAAGAGGAUAGUUUAUAGCCGAGACCAGGGGGCCAGUGGCGGUCGCUACUAUAAAAUAGCCCGUAAAAGGUGCCCGGUCUUGCUGUUCCGAACGAUUUGCAAAGCGGCUGCAGGUAUUCAAACAUUUUGGAUAUAAUGAUUUUCUGGCGGUCUGUGGUCAAUGUGGAGCUGGUUCUUUUGGUGAUAGUAUGCUGUCUGUCUGGUCGUGUGGUAAUAGUACGAGCUAGAGCAAAACGAAAAGUAACUUGCGAUGACGACGCCCCAUCCGUCAGGAACGGUUUCUCAAUGUUUGCCGGCGACGCCAUGAUUUACACGUGUCCCCGUUGGUAUCGAUUCCCGGACGGAAACAAGACCAAAUCUACGCAGUGCACGAAUGAUGGCUGGCCACCUAUAGACGAUUGCAUGCCUGGUCGCUGCCAAGAGGAAUGGGUUCGUUACAAAAACAAGUGUUAUGGUUUCAGAAAGGAUGUGAAAAUGAACUUCACAGAAGCGCUCAAUGCUUGUGGUAGCAAAGAUAUAAAACAUCCAAAUCUUAACCACUUAGCAAUCUCUCUCAGGAAUUCUCAACUGGAACAAAAAGGACCGGUGGAAUAUUUGAAACGAAUGAUUCGUAAUUAUAUCACAAAUUAUAGGGGGCAUCCCAAAUCCAUAUCAGGUCAGUUUUGGAUCGGUUUAUACAAAGAUCCGGGCAGCAAAGACUGGCUGUGGGCUGAUGACCGCCAAGCAGUGCCCUUCAUUCCUCCAGAGCGGCCGGACGCCCGCUACGCCUAUAUAAACGUCAGUUUUCAGGAAGAUAACGCCAACGUGACAUUAGGGUUCGACUCCGGGGAUAAAAGUUAUAAUUAUAUGUGCGAACAACACAUAAGCUGUCCGGGAAUAGAUGACAACAAUGACGACUUGUUCGAGCAGAGAUCGAACCAGUUGAUCACAAAUGAUAGAGUCUGUCCUCAGGUCAGCCAACUGGAGGCUACUUGCUUUGAUGGUCUCUGGAGGAUGAGCUCGUGCCCCAAGCCAACUGUGAUGCCAGAUGAAGAAGUCGAAAUUAUCAUUCCAUGUCAUCCGAUACCGUCUUCGGAAUCGGAACUGGCGCUCUCCAACACGACCAAGGUUGGCGCGGUGGUCGUCGUCCGCUGUACGGAGGGCUACGAGUUCGCCGACCGCACCACGGAGCGCGAAUACGCUUGCUCAACUAAGGGCCAUUGGGUACCUAGCAUUACUAAAUGUGUGAAGAUUCACCGAUGCCCCGCUCUCAAUGUUAGUGGUGACAUGAACUGUUCGCGGACGGGUGAGGUAAAUCCCGGGGUGUUAUCUGACUGUAGCUGCCCCUCGGGCUACAUGUUUACAGACUACACCGUGGAGAAGAGAUUUUUCUGCCAAGAGGACGCCACAUGGAGUGAUGUUCUGCCGGAGUGUGUUGAGUCGGGAAAAUAUUGCAGUUAUCCACUAGAAAUUCAAAAUACGGAUCUACUGGGCAACGAGACGACUUUCUACAUUAACUCCAGCGUGACGUACAAAUGCCAUGAGGGUCAUCGCUUCCCUGACGAAUAUAAAUCGAAGGAGUUUACAAUGAAAUGUUCCUCAGAUGGACGAUGGGAUUUACACCAUGAUGAAUGUCAUUUGGUCCAUUGUCCCCAUAUCCCUUACGUCAUUAUGAAGAAGGAAAAGCAUGCGGCAGACAUGGUCAAUUCCAGUGUUCCAACAUUCAUUCCAGAGAUGAUUGACCCAAUUUACGGGGCGGAGGUCAACAUUACAUGCUUUGAAGAAAAUCAAGCUUUUCCAGAUGGGACCACAACCCGAAUAAUUCGGUGCAAUGAUGAGGGCGAAUGGCAGCCGGCCGUUCCUCUCUGCAUGCCGAUGGAGACGGGACCACAUCAACGCAUGAAGCGCUACGUACCGCCUGCCAUGGAGGCGCCGGGCUCGGAGAAGAUAGGCACUGUGGCGAUAGUGUUUAUAAUAAUAUUCUUCACCGGGAUCGUGGUGUUAGAUCUGACUACUAUCGGUCAUUCAUGUGCCUUGCUUUACCAUAACAUCUCCAGUUGUCAUGAGCGCACGAUCGACCGGACAGGCGAGGGGGAUUUUGACGAAGAAGAAAAAGAAAAAAUGAACACCACGCGUGAGGACGAUGUUUUAGAUGUGAUAGAAAAUGGUCAGACAGUGACAGAAAAGUGUUUUGAUGAUUCCAGUUUGUGCUUUGUGGACGAGGUUAGUGAUAAAGACUCCAAUAGCGGUGGGGAGGAUGCGCGGAGUGAUCUAUAUGAAAAGACGGCCAUGUUGGAAUUGGAUAGACAGAGUGUCUGUACGCAGACGGACGACAGCUUUACCGAAGAGAACCGUGUAAACCAUGACACAGUUGUAUGAGGGCGUGAGAUUGUGUGUGUGCGUGUUGUCUGAAAGUCUAUCAUGCAUGGGUUUCGUCCGAAAAGAGGAAACAUGUAAUCAGAGGCAUGCCAUUUCAUUUGACCUCAUCGAAUGGGAUAGGCCAGUAAUACCGUGUCAAGUGAGCAACGAGAGGGGAACAGGUAUGGAAAAGGAUGAUGUGCAAGUCACCGUGUGGGUGGGCGCUCACAUACCUUCUUAAUGAAAGAUCCAAAAAGCUUCAAAAGCGUUAUUUUGCAAGAAGCUUGCACCAUGUCGACAGGUGCCUGCGUUUUUAUCUUGUGGAAGAAUAUUUUGGAAGAAGCUUUUCAGUCUGGAAGGGCUCGGUAGUUUUAAUUGGGAAGCCAGCACAAUAGUAUCCAGCACGAACCAUGACUCUAAAAACGUGCCUCAGUGAAAGCUAUUUAUUGUAUAUGUAGGCAUAUUGGUCUCAUAAUCAGACACGUUGCGGCUGGAUUUUACCACCUCGCUGAACGGUGGGGCCGCCGGUUCAGUCCGGACGCCAUAUGAAAGAUGGCAGCGCCUACUAACCCACGACAAGUUCGUUUCACAUUUAUUUGAUGUACUGUUAUAGCAGUGUGGCGGAUCUAUAGGAACCUACGAUAGGGGGGCGCAGCCACACCGAGCGAGUACCGAAGACGCAGUCUUGAAACCGAAGGGAGAGUUGUGGGCCUCCAAGUGUUUGGAAAUUUAAGUGCAACAUAUGUGUUUUCCUGGCAUCUGAUCGGAGGGCUAAAAUUCGAAGUAUCUAUUUGCUUCUUAGGAAGAGGCGCCCUGAAAGCUCGUGCACCACACCUUAAAGCUGGGAGCACACACAGCACACAGUCUGCAAGAUCAAGUCGCAGAGGUCUGCUAAAUCCUUUAUGAAAGAAGAUCAACGUCUUAGACUUAGUCGAAACUGUGCUACUGGCGUCAAUGAAAAUAAAACCUCUUUUUUUCUUUAUUUAUAUGAUAUGUAGGAAUUUAAAUACCUCUGCGACAUGAUUCCGCCGGUAUAUACCUCGGUGGUAGCAGUCAUUCAGUACAUGAAGCGAAAUGGUUUCGUUUCAUGGACUGAUAUGAUAAUCAUUUUCCUAUUCACAGUAGAAAAAUACUAAAAGAGAUAUACGAAGCAAUAAAACGCUAAUUGCCAUUAAACGGUUUUCUUGAUGAUUUCUUUUGCCACGUGAGAGGACAGGAAUGAAAGAGGUUGCAACAAUUCCAACCAGAGUCAGACCAGACCAAGUCCCCAAUUGCAUUUACAUCAUCAAUAUUGAACCCCUAUUUCCUACCUACGUCACGUCACUCGGGCCCCAUUUGCAAUAUGUUUCCAUUA
Molecule: messenger RNA, 3946 nt
Organism: Lineus longissimus
Lineage: Eukaryota; Metazoa; Nemertea; Pilidiophora; Heteronemertea; Lineidae
Exons: 12
Coding region: 391-2613 (740 amino acids)
Source: RefSeq, a predicted model, not a curated record